Messenger RNA from Astrephomene gubernaculifera, 1336 nucleotides. Lineage: Eukaryota; Viridiplantae; Chlorophyta; Chlorophyceae; Chlamydomonadales; Astrephomenaceae. The record is from the annotation of a GenBank genome assembly.
CCAUCCUCUUCUGAAAGUCAGACCAUUUAAUGCUUUACUUCCGGCUUGCGACGCAAGUGAGUAAUCCGCAUCUCCACAUUUAAUGCAAAGCUUAGGAAGCUAGAUCCGUUAUUUAUUAACGAAGCAUACAGACACGGUACGCAAAAUGGAGAGCGUUGUUCAAGAGGCCGCCAGCACAAGUUAUCCCAGUUUCGAUACCGUCGGUGCGACGGACAGGUUGCUGCGUAAAGCAGAAGCAGUACUGUGCAGGAGAACAGAUAGAAUCCUUCUUGUGCUGGAGCGCUGCACAGACAACCAAAACUACCUGGCAUGCCUGCGGACGGCGGAAAUCCUCGGCGUCCAGAACGUCUGGAUCGUCCUAUCUCCACGCGGCAUGAAGAACGAGGCCCUAGCAGCGGGUGAAGACGCCGCAGGUGGUGGUGACGGCAGCGCAGCGGGUUACGUGGACAAGGGCGAACUCAGUAAGAAGCGCGGCCGCAUCGCUCGCUGCUCCUCCCAAUGGCUGGACAUCCGCACCUUCGGCACCACUGCGGAGUGCAUUGAGGCGCUGCGGCGCGAUGAGCGGGAGAUCUGGGCGACCGACCUGGCGCAGUCGGCCAUAUUGCUUGACGGCACCAGCAUAGCACUUCCGCAGCGGUUGGCGGUGGUGAUGGGCCGCGAGGCGGACGGAGUGAGUCAGGAGAUGCUGGCAGCGGCUCACAGGCGGGUGUGUUUGCCCAUGUACGGCUUCAACGACUCGUUCAACUUGUCGGUUGCAACUGCCAUGGUGCUGCACCACCUCUUCCUCUGCUGCCCCGAGGCACGCGGGGACCUGUCGCCGGAACGCAAGCGCGCGCUGCGGGUGGAAUGGUACGGCCGACUUGCACGCAACGACGCUCAACGCGCUGAGUUCAUGGCUCGAGUUGACGACCCGCCGGCGCCCUUUACGGAUGUACGGCGGCCGGAUGAGCACCGUACGGCCUGGGUGCCGCCCAAGAUAGCCCGCAAGGAGCAGGAGCAGGCGGUCAGCCUUCAAGAGCAGCGGAAAGCUCUGCGGGAAGAAGAAGCGGAGGAUCAGGAGUGAGGCACCUGGCACACCAGAGCUCCGGCCAGCAACAUGGUCGCUGUCAGGCGCGCAUCCCGGCUGCUUCUGCGCAGCAAGCGUAACCCGGACUCUCUAGGAAGCAGGUGGUGGCAGAUUCUGUUGGGUAGCCGCACUAGCUAAGAUUUGAGGCAUAUGUCGUACGGAAGCCUCGACUGACAGUUCCUGCACAGACGCCUAUGCCGUGGCAGUGUAACCGGCCCAGGUGAUGACGUUAUGAUGGGUAAGGGUGUAGUGAAGAGAUGCGCCUCGCGG